Messenger RNA from Schistocerca nitens (vagrant locust), 636 nucleotides. RefSeq names its product RNA-binding protein 25-like. The transcript has a single exon. The record is from RefSeq and is a predicted model, not a curated record. NCBI's taxonomy places the organism in Eukaryota, Metazoa, Arthropoda, Insecta, Orthoptera, Acrididae. Bases 1 to 636 code for a protein of 211 amino acids.
AUGGUGGAGACGGGACAAGGGGGAGAUGGGAGAAGGGAGAGAGGGGGUGGGGGGGAAGGAGAGAGUGGGAAAUGGAGAGAUGGGGGAAACAGAGAGGGCGAGAGGGACAGAGAGGGCGAGAGGGACAGAGAGGGCGAGAGGGACAGAGAGGGCGAGAGGGACAGAGAGGGCGAGAGGGACAGAGAGGGCGAGAGGGACAGAGAGGGCGAGAGGGACAGAGAGGGCGAGAGGGACAGAGAGGGCGAGAGGGACAGAGAGGGCGAGAGGGACAGAGAGGGCGAGAGGGACAGAGAGGGCGAGAGGGACAGAGAGGGCGAGAGGGACAGAGAGGGCGAGAGGGACAGAGAGGGCGAGAGGGACAGAGAGGGCGAGAGGGACAGAGAGGGCGAGAGGGACAGAGAGGGCGAGAGGGACAGAGAGGGCGAGAGGGACAGAGAGGGCGAGAGGGACAGAGAGGGCGAGAGGGACAGAGAGGGCGAGAGGGACAGAGAGGGCGAGAGGGACAGAGAGGGCGAGAGGGACAGAGAGGGCGAGAGGGACAGAGAGGGCGAGAGGGACAGAGAGGGCGAGAGGGACAGAGAGGGCGAGAGGGACAGAGAGGGCGAGAGGGACUGGGAGAAAAUGGAGAAUAUAUAA